AUGCUAAUGCAGCGUGUGGAAGAGGUGGAGCCCAGCCACAUCGAAUCCACCAGGUUUCACUUCACCCAGCUGCUGCACUACUUGUACCUUCGGCCGACUCGGGAGAACGGGAACGCGCUCAUGCGCUGGAUUGAUUGUGUCCGGAGGUCUAUGGACUUUCGCCUCUCAUGGCCCAAAGAGCCACUGGCAGAUGAGAGGCUGGGGACCAUCCUCGAAGGGGUGGACCAGAUCAUCUUCCAACACAGCUCCGAGGGCCUGAUUCGGCUUCACUGGAUGAAUCCAUUGCCGACUCCUGCAUCUCGGACGGCAGCACAGGUUGCCGUGCUUUCGAAGCCCGAGCUCGUCGGACAUGAUGUUCCAGAUGCAGUCUCGCUUUUCUACCUUGGCGAGUUAAAGGAAGUUGUAGCCCGACACGCGCUUCCCUUCACCUGCGCCGCCCAGCAGGCAUAA
Messenger RNA from Symbiodinium natans, 450 nucleotides. Lineage: Eukaryota; Dinophyceae; Suessiales; Symbiodiniaceae. The record is from the annotation of a GenBank genome assembly.